Molecule: messenger RNA, 1074 nt
Organism: Amyelois transitella
Lineage: Eukaryota; Metazoa; Arthropoda; Insecta; Lepidoptera; Pyralidae
Product: suppressor of Mek1-like
Exons: 1
Coding region: 1-1074 (357 amino acids)
Source: RefSeq, a predicted model, not a curated record
AUGAAUUCCCCAACGCGUAUUAGAAACUAUGAUGUAGACGAAUUUUGCGAUAAAUUACUUUCAUCAGAUAAAUUUGAAAAGUUAAUUGAGAAAGUAGCAGACAAAGCAGCAGAGAAGAUUUCCGAUUUCAAAAAUAAUUAUGAAGCAAUUGAUAAUUCUAAGAAAUCAAAUAGAGCUGAAAAGAAAACCGUCCCCAAAUCCAACGAGGUGAAAAAGGAGACUUAUAUUAACAAGAUGUCCAACUUAGACAACUAUUCCAUUGCUCCAUUGAGUGAUUUAAAUUUACAAUAUAAGAAAUUCACUAAAGGUAUAACUAGAGAAUUUGUAAAUAAGCCAAAAGAACCUAAAAAGUUGACUAACAAUUCAGAAGAUCCAUUAGAACCUAAGGUUAAUAAAUCAAAUGAAUCAAAAGAAAGCUCUUUAACUGAUAAGGCAUCAGAAGAAUCUAAAAAUGAAAAACCACUCUCGGAUGAGGAAGUACAGCAAGAAGAAACGAAAACGAAGAAAAAUAUCUUAAGAGAAUCAAAAAAAGAGUUAGAAGAAAAUAAGAAUAACAAAGAUGAUUUAAGUUCAGAUGAAGUUAGGUUAGAAACAGAUGAAAGCAUAGAAACAAAUACAAAAAAGCUAGAAAAUAUUGCUAAAAAAGCAAAAAUUGUAUCUAACAAACUAAAUAAUACUACUAUAAGUAAAAUCAAAGACAUUGCGAAACAAAAGGAAAAUGUUAAAGUUAGUGAUAAAAAGAAUAGUAAAGAAAAUGUCGUGUCAAAAUCAGAUGAAAUUGUAGUUGAUUCGCACUCGAACAAGGGAAAUAAUAACAAAGAAGAACUCGAAGAGGAAGAGAACAUGAGUGAAAAUAAUGAGAAUGAUUCAGCUGGAAUGACGAGCAACGCAGACAAAAUAACAGAGAAUGGUGAUAAUGUGCACGAAAGUCGUCAAAAUGCAAAAGAACCGAUCAUAAGGAAAGAGAACGGUAAAAUAUAUACAUAUCAAGUUUCAUCGGAUUAUGAUGAAUAUCACGAGCAACUGAAAAAAAGUAAAUUAACAACAAAAAAAUCAGUAGACAUAUAUCAAUAG